AUGAUCAUAACUGGUUUCUAUCAAAAUCUCACCUUCGUCUUCAUCAAAGACCACCGCCUGUUGUUCGUGUAAAAGAAGGCGAUAGUGAGUUUUUGGAAUGUCAAGCUGGUGGAAAUCCUCCACCCCGGAUAUACUGGCUGAAGGGUGGAGAAAUGAUGUCAAAGAUUAAUUUGCAAGACGAACUCGACAUAAAAGCUUUCGAAGACAGCGAAGUCAGUGGCAAUAAACUUCAAAUUUCUUCCACAACUUCAAGGCUUUACUUGGACUGUCUGUCCAUGGAUGAUGAGGGAGAUUACACUUGCGUUGCUGAAACUGCAAAACUCAGAGAGAGUACUUCCACGAGGAUAUCUGUAUCAUCAUCGGAUGAGAGAAAAUGUCAUGACAAGUCCGUCUUUG
Molecule: messenger RNA, 396 nt
Organism: Parasteatoda tepidariorum (common house spider)
Lineage: Eukaryota; Metazoa; Arthropoda; Arachnida; Araneae; Theridiidae
Product: zwei Ig domain protein zig-3
Biological process (GO): axon guidance; homophilic cell-cell adhesion; dendrite self-avoidance
Cellular component (GO): plasma membrane; axon
Molecular function (GO): cell-cell adhesion mediator activity
Source: RefSeq, a predicted model, not a curated record